UUUCGAACGACCAGACCGCCAGAGCAUCCAGCGUAAUGCCGCAUGGAGCCGGAUGAGGCUGACAGCGAAGGCGACGUUGAGGAACACGAUGACAAGGAGGAGGAGUUGCUGGCCCCCAAAGUGGGGCCCAAUCCCCUUGACCCGGAGGACAAGGGCUUCACCCCGCUGGACGUGCCGCGGCGCUGUACCGACUGCGUCUGGCUGCUCCCCUUUCUGGCGGUGAUGGCGGCUUCCGCGUGGAUCACCCACCGCUCCACCGAGGUGGGCCGGCCCGGCAUGCUCUUCCACCUCCCGGACUUUACGGGCAGGUACUGCGGAGGAACGCUCCGCCAGGACAAGCCCUAUCUGUAUUUUUGCAUGGCGGUGCAAAGCGAGCACAUCUAUGACGAGUUGCACAAGAGCCUGAAUAAGCGGUUCCCCAUUUGUGUGCACGAGUGCCCCACCAGCUUCAACACCUCCAGCCGCUGCUACCUGGGCCACGGAAGCCACCACCAGGAGAACUGGGAAUGGGUGCAAGACUACCCCGCCCAGCCAUUGGCCAACGUGAUUUGCAGGCCGCACGCGGAGUUUGCGGUGAGCUUGUUCCACCAGUUCGAAGAGGCGGUGACGACUGCCCCGCCGAAUCUGUCGGUGCUGCUCUUCCUGCGGAACUGGAACUUUCUGGCGCUGGCGGCAGGGACUUCCUGCAUCUUCUCCAUCGUCUACAUUUUUUCCCUUUCCCACUGCGCGCGAUGCCUGAUUUGGUCCUCCUACGCCGCCAUCGGCAUCGGCUCCGCGCUACUCUGCGCGGUCUACGCCUACCACUUCGACACGGGGCACCUCAAGGCCAUCAUAGGGCGCAGGGCCAAGGAUCCGGUGGACCUGGCCUUCGCCGUGGGCUUUGCCACGGUGGCCCUGGUGUCUCUGUGCCAGCUGCGGACUUUGGGCCAGAAGCUCGACGUAGCUGGGCGGGUGCUCGAGAUGGCCUGCAGGUGCAUUGUGAGCACCCCAAGCUUGACUCUCAUGCCCAUGAUUCUCGCAGUGCAGCGGAUGGUGCUGCUGAUGUGGUUCCUCUUCGCCUUCGGGAAUUUCUUGACUACGGAGAUGGAUGAUGGCAUGAGCAGGGCCCAGGAGAUGGUGUACGGAUCUGACAAGGAGUGGGAGUACGUAGAAAUGUUUCCCACCACGAACAAGGCGCAAGUCUUGUUGCUUGCCAUCAGCCUCCUGUGGUUCAACGAAACCAUGACGGCGGCCGCCUGCUUCGUGAUGUUCUUCACCGGUCAGAUCUACCAGCUGAAUUUGCCGAGCCACAAGGGCCGGAUCCUCUGCCGCGUGGUGCGGGGCUACUGCAUCAUCCUCCGUUAUCACAUGGGCACCGUCAUACUUGCAGGUCUGCUGCAGCUGUUCUUGGGCCCACUGCACAUGGUGCUGGGCCGGCUGAAUGACGCGGGCUUCGUGGGGCCCAUCGGCUUCCUCAUCCAGAGCUGCUGCUGCUGCCUUCUGGACUUCUAUAAGGACUACCUGGAGUAUCUGCGGCGUGAUGCGCUUCAGGACGUUAGCCUCCAGGGUAUGUCCUUCAUGGAGGCCGCGCGGCACAUCAGCGGCACGGAGGGGGUGCUGGAUGAGGUGCAUGUGCUGAACACCCAGACUCUGAUCUUCCAGACCGCGGGUCUGGGUCUCGCGAGUUUGCUGGGCUGGCUUGCGGUCGCGCAGCGCCUGCGCGACCCCGUCUUCAGCUCCCAUGAGUCCGAAGAGUACGUGCCACAUCCCAUGGCCUUCUGCAUUUGGGGCGCUGUGGUGGCGGCCUGGUUCGCUCUGCCCUUCAUGAAGAUCUUCGAUGUAGUCUCGGAUGCGGUGCUCUACAGCAAGUUCGUGCAGAAGCAGCGGAAUCCCAAGCCCAAGCUCGUGGAAGACAGCUUCAGGACCUGCACGUGGCGCCAGACCAUGAAGGACAUCGCCUCUUGCCAGUGCGGCUCCAGCCGGCGCCAGGCGGUGGGGAACGACGUGAGGCAGCCCCUGCACUUCCUGCCCAGCUUGCCCGGCUGAGGCCUCGAGUACUCGUGAGCUCCGCUUGCACCGGCCGUUUGAAUGGCAUCCCGUUGACUCGGGAGUGCAUGCGAGGCCGAAGACGAGAGACUGACAAUGUCGGCAAUAUGCCGGGUGAAUUACAGCCCUGAAAAUGCAGUGUGGGAUCUUUGGGAAGUGAUUGAUGCCUGU
Molecule: messenger RNA, 2196 nt
Organism: Effrenium voratum
Lineage: Eukaryota; Dinophyceae; Suessiales; Symbiodiniaceae
Source: the annotation of a GenBank genome assembly